GCCAUGGAGGCCCUGCGGAAGGUCCACGAGGCCGUGCUCCGACUGCUGCUGUGCGGGCGCUGGGUUUCGGGCUCCGCCUCCGGCCCGAAGCCCCGCGCCUCGGAGGUGCUGACGCGGCAUCUGCUGCAGCGGCGCCUGCCGCACUGGACCUCCUUCUGCGUACCCUACAGCGCCGUCCGUAACGACCAGUUCGGCCUCUCGCACUUCAACUGGCCCGUGCAGGGCGCCAACUACCACGUCCUGCGCACUGGCUGUUUUCCCUUCAUUAAGUACCACUGCUCCAAGGCUCCCUGGCAGGACCUGGCCGGGCAGAACCGGUUCUUCACCGCGCUCAAGGUCAUCAACCUCGGAAUUCCCACUUUAUUGUAUGGAGUUGGCUCCUGGCUGUUUGCAAGAGUCACAGAGACUGUGCAUACCAGUUAUGGACCAAUAACAGUUUAUUUUCUAAAUAAAGAAGAUGAAGGUGCCAUGUAUUGAAACGCUGUGCAUCGGCAAACAUAAAUAUCAGUGGAUUUUCUCUUGUGUAUAUGUGUGAUAUUUAUUUUUGAUCCUUUAAAAUAAAACUUUUGCAAACACCUUUUUUUUUUCUGUGGUGUUUGGUUCUUUAAGAUAAAUCAUUGCCCUCAAGAGGCAAAGCUCUUCAUACAUUGUUAUCUAUUGCAUACUCUACUUAGCCAAGGGGAAGUACAAACACAUGAAGCUUCACACUGAUUUUUUUUUUUCCUAGAGCUAGGUUAAAUGACAGAUAAAAAAUUAAUGUAUACAGAUUCCGUAGUUAAGUAUUAACAAUUUAAAUCAACUCUUUAAAGAGAAAAAUACAGACACUUAAAACAAAGGAGGAAGGGAAAAAUUUUUCAAAUAACUUUGGAAAAAGAAAAAGGAUACUAGAA
Messenger RNA from Orycteropus afer afer, 890 nucleotides. It is a transcript of the gene CUNH15orf61, whose product is annotated as chromosome unknown C15orf61 homolog. Lineage: Eukaryota; Metazoa; Chordata; Mammalia; Tubulidentata; Orycteropodidae. The record is from RefSeq and is a predicted model, not a curated record.